AGCAACCUAUGUGUUUCCAUGGACACAGAGCAUGGGAGGAAUGCUCGGAGGCCCAGCGCGUCAGGUGCUCCUCCCUCCAGGGAGUUUUAGUUGCUCAAAGUCUUCAAAACCCACAUCCAGGAUAUACCUGUGUACAGUGAUGAGGAAGUUUGAUGCAGAGGUGUGGUUUACAGGUGAAAAUUCAGGAAAGGCCAGUUUCCUGAUAGCCACAAGUGAGGUAGAUCCCUCCCCCUUGCCACUUGUCUCUGGAUGCACAGUCUCUGAACUCUCAGACGAUUCUAUUUCAACCUCGAUCAUCUCACCCGAACCCAGCAAGCAGCACUCAGGUAGAACAACCCAACAUGAAUUUGCCACUGGGCAUCACACUUACACUCCUCUUGAUACUUCAGACAUUCCAACAAGUGUCCACCCAGAUACCUGAUGAAUGGAAAAGAGAUAAUACGGCUAUGGACAUCAACGAAACACAGUCAUCUAGUGAGAAACCUUCUGUUUCAAUAGGAGAAAGUGCGGAGAAUUCCAAAGCCAAAUCAGAGGGAAGUUCAGAAGAGAAAGGAGAAUCAUUUGGCUCAUUUAUUUUUACUGAAGGAGACGGACAGAAGCAGAAUUCCACAACACUGUAUCAAAUCCCUGAUCACAAGGAUAAUGACACAGAAGAAGCCAGUUCUGGCGGACCCAUUGCUACAACGCCACCUCCUAUGAUUGCACUUAAUUCUAGUCCUGACCCCUCAGAUACUUCAACAGAUUCCAGUGAAACACAUACAGAGGAGACAGCCACAAAUACCACCACACCAGAGCCGGAGCACACAAAUCAAUCUGCUCUUAAUGACACAUAUACCAGUCCAAAACCUGAGACGAACACAACAGAGAGCAGCCUUGACGAAUCGGGUUCUGGAUAUUUGCCCUCAGAUGAUGUGCCCACCAACAGCACUACUAAGAGUCCGGCCACCACAACAAAAGAUGAGAGCAUCCAGUACAAAACUACAGUGAGUCCAACUGAACCACCAGUAUACGGAACAACAACACCAGAGAUUCCACCUCCCAUCCCUGAGGACACCACUACACCUGCCCCAGAGAGUGAGGACACAGGAGCAGACCCAACCGGAUCUUUUGACAACAAAGAUAAUUCUGAAAGAGGUUUAUCCUCAGAUGUUACAGAUGCUACUGAAAACAGGAAAGGACAGGCAUGGGCUAUAGUCCUAGCUGUUGGGAUUGUAGUGGGGAUCAUUGCCUUGGCAGCAUUUAUCAUCCUGAAUCGAAGGAACAGAAGAGACUUUUCACACAGAAAACUGGUGGAAGAGACGUCACCUGAUCCAGUUCUCCGACUGGAUAACAGUGAGCCACUAGACCUGAAGUUUGAUGGAUUUGGUUACUACAAUCCAGGACUACAAGGAGAUAACAUCCAGAUGACCAACUUUCCACAGGGACGGUCACAAUGAGAACAAAUCUGUGAUGCCAAAGACUCUUUAUUUAGCUAAUGUUGCACCCAUGUGAAGACAAAAGGAUGUAAUUAAGAAAUUAUUGUCAUUUUUAAAGUGAUUUGCCAAAUCAAUCUCAAGGCAAUUUUACAUAACUGAACAAUUAAAAAUGUUUUUAAUUUUAAGUAGUGUCUUUUGUUGGGAUGUUUUAGACUAUUUAAAAUAACCAAAAUAUGAAGAAUAUUUCCAUACUUGGCUUUGUUGGGAUUGCAAAGCACUGGAUUGUAUGUCUGCUUCUUUUUAAGUGUUCUUUGUUCUUCUUCAGAUCAACGAGACUGUUUACUUGACAAAUAAUUAUUGUAUCAUGUCAAAACCAAACCUAAUUUCUGAAUGUUGCUAAGAUAGUGUGAAAUGACCAGCAUUAUGACACAAUUUCUCUAUGCACACUAUGUUUUGUCUAAAAUAUUAUGUCAGUGAACUGGGGGAAGUAUUUUCUGACACAGGUCUAAUAGCCUACCUUUCUUCUGAGCCUAUUAUUUAAAGAAUGUUUUAGUUUACAGUAGCUUAAAUGUUAAAAAAUAAAUAAAUCAAGAAUUAACAUGACAGUAGGUUUUCAGAAUAUUAUAAAUAAUAAAAAUGAUUCAAAAUAAUAAUAA
This is a messenger RNA of Ctenopharyngodon idella (grass carp), 2071 nucleotides long. It is a transcript of the gene muc15, whose product is annotated as mucin 15, cell surface associated. Bases 342 to 1436 code for a protein of 364 amino acids. The transcript is spliced from 5 exons. The record is from RefSeq and is a predicted model, not a curated record. NCBI's taxonomy places the organism in Eukaryota, Metazoa, Chordata, Actinopteri, Cypriniformes, Xenocyprididae.